Messenger RNA from Eutrema salsugineum, 651 nucleotides. RefSeq lists its product as uncharacterized. The transcript is spliced from 3 exons. NCBI's taxonomy places the organism in Eukaryota, Viridiplantae, Streptophyta, Magnoliopsida, Brassicales, Brassicaceae. The record is from RefSeq and is a predicted model, not a curated record. Bases 134 to 502 code for a protein of 122 amino acids.
UAUAGAAAAAUUCCCGGUUUAUUGAACUGGUUUUGAUCGAAUCCCUUUUGUCGUUUCAUCUUUUACAAGCCUUCGCUCUCUUCGCAAAUUCGCAGCAAGCAAGAUACAGUUUCUCCGGUGAGUUGAAAAAAAAAUGGUCAAUGAAGAUUUCAUUUACAGAAUCAGUACGGAUCAAGAAUGGGAAGAGUUUCAGAAGAAUGGAUCUUCUUCUGGUGGAGAGCUCGAUAAAUCAACGGGUUGUUAUCAUCUCAGCAAACUCGAUCAGGUACAAAUGACAUUGCAGAACUUUUUCUUGAAUGCUAAGGAGGAUCUUUACCUUCUUCAAGUCGACUCUAAGAAGCUUGGAGAUGGAUUGAUCUAUGAAGCUGUGGAUGAUGUGAAUAGCUUUCCUCACUUCUAUGGUCCAGACAAAACUUUUCUUCCUCUUCCUCUAGAUUCUGUCGUCAAAGCUGAGAAGCUAACAUUCAUCAAUGGCAAUUUCAAAUGCAGCUUCUUGACUUGAUGAUCCCUUAAUCUCCAUUAUAUAGAUUCCCCGUUUAUGUAUUGCAAUGUUACUUUUCGUAAUCGAGCAAGUAAUAAAAAAAAAGCUUCUUUUUUUGUCUAUUCACGAAACAAAAACAGAGAGAACUAUUAUUACAAUGCAAGAUUAAG